Molecule: messenger RNA, 1812 nt
Organism: Serendipita indica DSM 11827
Lineage: Eukaryota; Fungi; Basidiomycota; Agaricomycetes; Sebacinales; Serendipitaceae
Source: the annotation of a GenBank genome assembly
AUGGGCUUUGCCAGCUCGUUCUCCAGCUCUAGCAAGGCGAAUCCUGCUCCACAACCAAAGAUUACCAUCGUCUCCAGAGUCCGCGCCCAGCCCGCGGAUGAUGUCGCCAACGCACUCAGACCAACUGACCCUCAAACGAUUGCAACCUUCAACCUGUAUUCGAAUCCAACGCGCGACGUUGUCCUCCAGGGUGCUCCUCCAGCCAUAGGAUGCCUGUUUCCGACACGCCGUGGCUCCUCUGCUAGCUCCUCUCGCCGCCCAUCGCUUCUCGGCACCUCUCCCGUAAGCAGUGCGAGCUUAUCGUCCUUCAUGGACUCUGGUCUCCCAUCUACAGAGGCUACAUAUCCCUUUCUUGCUCUUCUCGAGGUGCUGAGAGCCGACAAGCGAUUCGACGGGCUCGACGACCUCGACGUGAUUGCAGACGCGGGUGCACUCGCCCAGAUUGUCCAUUUCCAGCGUAGUGCCCACAAAUCUCGCUGUGGCGGGCCGGCAUCGGGUCUCUCCAAUAGUGCCUGUUCAGCUUCCGACCGCACUUCGCCCUUGCUGUCCCCGCACUCUCCACUUCCAAUUUCGUCGUCGCCGCAAUCGAGCACGUUCCUCGGUCAUUUGCAUCCCAGCAGCAUCACAUCUGCUGCCGCCGGAUCUGACCAUGACCACCGGUCCAAAUAUUCUGCAUCGAGCCUGUCUGUACACUCUUUCUCCGCCCUAUCUGCAUCCGCAUCGACCUCGUUCUCAAGGUCAAAAUCACGGCUCGGCGGUGUGUUCAAAAAGGACAAGAAGCCCAGGGCAUACUCAUCCUCGUCCUCCUCGGCUUUUUCCUCUUCCAGCCGACAAUUACCAGUCUCAGGCCAGAUCGAUGAGUCUGGAGACGAGUGUAGUCAAUUGAGAUUGCACGCUCUUCUCCAUAGCAAUCGACGCACGCUCGUGCUGCUCUCGGACCUGUACGCACUUUCACCCGACUCGGAUUCCUCUUCAGAUGCAGAGGAUUAUGCUUCGACCGAAAGGCGACUUAAGGAUGCUCUGCGUGACCUGACGCAUUCGCCUGUCCAUGGCUCGAACGAUCACCGACGUGCGAUUCGGUACAGUGCAGGGGGGAUGCAAUAUCUCGUCCUGUUCAGUGCACACGCCUCGACAGCGACAUAUGAUUCUCGCUCGCCGUUUGUGCCCGUGAGCGCGGCCCCGCGUGAAUUUGUCAACUCGAAGAUUGAUUAUCAUUCAAUCCCGCGUGGCUUCGCUCUCCCGCUCGAACACGAUUUGCUCGUGCACUGUGCAUUUGCGGACAACUCUCACCCCACUUUACGAUCGUCUUCGUCAUACAAUGACAGCGACUCGUCUUCUCAAUCACAGUGCUCCAGCGUGGGUGGGAAAGCAAGACUUGAUUCAUAUCAUCACAAUUGGAGGAAGAAUACAAGAGCACGUGAUGAAAUGGCGUUUAUGCGCGUGGACAAGUUGAUGACCAUUUCGCACCCUACGUCUUCCAAGAGCGGAAGUAGCAGGUCGCUCCGACCUGCGGCCCGGGGUCGGCAUCAUACGGGCGUUGUGCAGAUCGAUGCAGAAGAGGCAGAGGAGGAUACCAAACGCGCGGCGGCUCUCGUCGCGCCAUUUGUGCGCAUGAUUCGUCAGGAACUCCUCGCCUCGACCACUACACCGGCUUCCAGACGAAAGAGGAACGCCAAUGGAGAGACCCAGCGAGAUAUGGGCAUGGUCCUCAUCCAACAAGUCGAUCCUUCUGAAGUCAUCCUCGUCAAGGACGUCGACCCGCUCCUCACGCUUCGGGACGAGCUAGAGCGGUUUGGCUCGAGACCGUAUUGA